Molecule: messenger RNA, 1323 nt
Organism: Candidozyma duobushaemuli
Lineage: Eukaryota; Fungi; Ascomycota; Pichiomycetes; Serinales; Metschnikowiaceae
Gene: CLN3
Product: cyclin
Exons: 2
Coding region: 1-1323 (440 amino acids)
Biological process (GO): mitotic cell cycle phase transition; regulation of cyclin-dependent protein serine/threonine kinase activity
Cellular component (GO): cyclin-dependent protein kinase holoenzyme complex; nucleus; centrosome
Molecular function (GO): cyclin-dependent protein serine/threonine kinase regulator activity
Source: RefSeq, a predicted model, not a curated record
AUGAGCUCGCCAGACUUCUACCACCAUGUUCGUGUUUCUCAAGCCUCUGCAAAGGCCCAGGACGUCCGUGUCCAACUAGCAGAGUAUAAGGCCCACAAGGCUCACGUGGACGAGUACAAACUCGAUAUCCACCAUCAUCUUUUGGACUUGGACACCAAGACCAGACCCAACUUGCACCUUAUCCAGCAGCAGCCGGAGAUCAACCUACGCAUGCGUCCGCUCUUGCUUGACUUUUUGAUGGACGUGAUCAACAAGCUCAACUUGAGCAAGCUGACCUUCCCCUUGACCGUCAACAUCAUUGACAGAUACUGCUCGGUCCGCAUUGUCAAGAAACAGCACUACCAGCUCUUGGGCCUCACGGCGCUCUGGAUCGCCUGCAAAAACUUGGACUCCAAGUUCCGCAUCCCCAGUCUCAAUGACUUGUGCAAGUACUGCUGCCACUGCUACGACAAGAAGUUGUUUUUGGAGAUGGAAAACCACGUUUUGAAGCUGUUGGGCUGGCUUGUGGAUGCCCCAACUUUUGAUGCUUUCGUCGACUUGUACAUCAACGCCUUGGCCCUGUCCCCUUUCUUAGCCGGCUCUAAGAACCCCCACAAGGUCUGCAACGACGUGAAGAUCGUGGCCAUCUACAUCUGUGAACUCAUCCAGUUCUACCCAAACAUAUACUUCAACUACCUGCUGCCCAAGAUUGCCUUGAUGAGUGUCGUGCUUGCGUGUCUUAUCCUCAACACCAGUGCCGACUUCACCACCCAUGCUUUCUUGACCUACGUUGCCGUGGAGACCGAGGUGCCUAUUGUCAACCACUCCACCUACAAUGCGGCCUUUGGCUUGCUCAUCAAGGUGCUCAAGUGUCCUCCUCCCUCGCUCAAAACCAAGUACUUCAACGAGGACCUGCGCUUCCUCAACCUCAUGAAGCAGCUUGUGGCGUUCACCUGGAAGCACUUGGCUCCCAACUCGGUGUUUUCUCACACGGGCGCUGCUCCCACUUCGAGCGAUUGCGGUGCCAUUGAGCUUAAUACGCCUGUUUCCAGAGACGAGCCUUCGAGCAUCAGCCCGAAAAACCAGGAGGGCGGAUUUUCCGAGCCUAUUCGCCCGGCCUUGACUCCCCAGGUUUCUGCACCCGUCACCUCCCACCCAGGCUACGUGAAGCCGUUUGGAUUGCACCAGUUGCUGCCCAGAACACAACGGACAUUGCCGCUGCCCAACCUUCUGCCGGCCGAGCUGGACAGAAUGUUUGGAGGCAAGCGCAGCUACGAAAAUGCCCAUGCGCCGGGCGUCAAGAGAUCAAAGAGCAUGAGCAAGGCUGUCUUUUACAUUCACUAG